Messenger RNA from Oikopleura dioica, 1590 nucleotides. The record is from the annotation of a GenBank genome assembly. Lineage: Eukaryota; Metazoa; Chordata; Appendicularia; Copelata; Oikopleuridae.
AUGCCCUUUCUUCCGCCUCAACCCCCACCUCGCGAAAAUGGCAAACCUCGAAAUGAUGAUGAUGAGUCCGACUCUAAUGAGAACAAAUCAUCCGACAGCGAUAUAAAUGCAAAUUCAACACCACAAUCAUCCGAUUUACAUGAUGAACAAAGUGCUGAAUCCAAAAUUGAGGAAUCAGCAAAUGAGAAAGCACCCGAGGGAGAUUCUAGCGCACAAGAGAAGAAAUCAGAUGAUACUGAAGAAACACUUGCUGACGCGUUGCGAAAAUUAAUUUCCCACCGAUUCAAGCAAAAAGUGGAUCAACAGCGGAAUAAAAAAAUAACAGAGAAUCAACCAGAAGAGCCAGAAAAGAAACCGGAACCUCAGAAAAAAUCUCUUUUGAAAAACAGCGAAAAAACCUUAUCAAGAGAAUCGACAUCUUCACGAAGCUCGAGAGGGAGUAAAAAAUCCAUGCCUAAUUCACAGCGAUCUCAAUCUAGCAGAAAAAGUCAUCUCGGCGCUAGAAGAGAGAGCUCAGCGACAUCCGCUUUCGAUUUCAACUCUGAUAGCGAGCUUUCUGAUUAUGCUGUUGAAGUAGAAAUUAGAAGCGCCUGCAGCGAUUACUCGUACGACGAAUGGAUUGAAGACUCUAACGACUCCGACGACGGGGGAGAUCCAUUCAACUUAGAAACGUUCAAGUCGAUGCCAAACAUAAAAACAAUUCGAGAGCCGCACUCAGAGACACUAUCAUCUUUGCCGGAUAAAAAAGAGCCCGUUCAAAAAUCUGUUGAUUUCGCCCAUGAAAAGGUCAACAUUGGCAAUCGAAAAGUAUGGAAGCGAAACUCUAACGUCGGACUUGCCCGGCAUAGUUUUGCGAAUAUCGGCGAUGCACAAAGAGCGUAUACUUUGUCGCGCGAUCCAUCGAGGGAUUCAUUUGCCAGUUACACAGGCAACAUGAUUCCCAACUAUGGCUUGUACGGACCGAAUACGGUCCAGUCCAAAUCUCUGUCGAGAAUGGAUUCUUACGACCCGGGAAAUGUUUCUGAGUCUGCAAUGUCCAGUGCAUCCUCUCACUUUACGAAAAUAUUUCAACCGCCAAAAUCGAAACCCCCACCUAUUCCGAUGCCCUUCGCUGAGAGGACAAUUUAUGUUCAUGUCAAGAAUGAAAAAGAACUUGAGCCCGAGAAAACAGAAAAGGUGUCCAUUUUUGGUCAACGAGUAGCAAUUUCCUCUGGCGCUAAGAAAGCGAUUUCUUCUGCUUCGAGAACGGUGUCAAUGGAAUCGGAAUACAAUCCCGUUCCAGUGCCAUUGCCAACUGGCCAAGAAAUCUCCGCUAUUUGGGCCUCGAACAUGCAGUACCCGUCCGCCCCUGCUGUCAAGUACAAAAACGAGCUGCAGGAAAGCUACUGUAAGAUUUCCCAAGAAGAGUUCGCCAAAAAGAACAAAAUCGGCAAAGAUGAAAUUCUCGCUGUUCUCGAUUUACCAGGCCUAACCGCGACGGAAAUCAGCGCAUCGCGAAAUCCGAAGAAAUCAAGGAGGAGUAAAAAGGACCUUGUCAUCAAACCAAUCACUAUCACUGUCGAAAAAACUUGCACCAAAGUUGAGCAUUGA